AUUUCAGAAGCAGAGUCAAGUCUUCAGGUGUCUACACCAACACAGAGAUGAUUCUCUCUUUCCCGGUCCUUCUUGCACUGGGACUGUGCCUAGUGCCUGUUCAGUCCAAACCAGCAGGAGAAGCUCUUGGCAGUUCUUUGGUUCAGGAGUGUUUUGAGGAGGCCAAGAAACUUGUGGAUGAUGCAUACAAGUACUCCAGAGAAGAGAGUCUGAGAAGAGUCCGCAGACAGAUGGUGAGGCCUCACGAUGCACUUCGUCUCAUGAAACAGCCCCGUGCAGACACUCGUACAGCUGUGAGAUCUGCAGACUAUAUGGCUCAAACCCUUCGUCUGCUGCACGACAGGGUGCAUCGUGUGCACAAGCGGUCACUGAAUGCAACAGAUUUGCUCAGUGCAGAAGACCUGAUGAGCCUCGCUGAGAUAACUGGAUGCUUGGGUCGAGUCAGGCUCCCAAACUGCAGAACCACACCAAAUCUGAACAGAUACCGCACAGCCACCAGCGUCUGCAACAACCUAAAUAACCCUCGCCUUGGAGCCUCCAACACUGCCUUCACCCGCUGGCUUCCUGCUCAAUAUGACGAUGGCAUCUCCCAACCCAAAGGAUUUCUGAACAGAACAUUCAAUGGCUUCUUCCUCCCUCUGGUCCGACAGGUGUCCAAUAACAUCCUGGCCACAACAGACGCAGGAGUCGUCAAUGACACAGAAUUCACUCACUUGGUCACUUUGUUCGGUCAGUGGAACGACCACGACCUGACCUUCACACCCUUCUCCCCCAGCAUCAAGUCCUUCGCCAACGGCAUCAACUGUGAUGAGAGCUGUGAAAAUACUGAGCCCUGCAUCCCCAUUGCGAUCCCUCCCAAUGACCCCCGCCUGCCCACUGGUCCAGAGAGCUGCAUCCCUGCCUUCAGGUCCGCUCCUGCAUGUGGAACCGGAUACUCAGCCUACAACUUUGGUGGAGACCCUAACAACAGGGAGCAGAUCAAUGCCCUGACGUCCUUCCUGGACCUGGGUCAGGUCUAUGGCUCAGAGGAGAAGCUGGCCCUUGACCUCAGGGACCUGACAAACGAUAGAGGCCUGCUGCGUGCAAACACCGAGUUCAGAGAUAACGGUCGUGAUCUGCUGCCCUUCAGCUCCAUGGAAACCAACAUGUGUGCCACGCGCCAGAGGGUCACCAACGACACCAACGCCAGGGAGGUGCCCUGUUUCAUCGCAGGUGAUGUACGUGUGGAUGAGAACAUCGCUCUGACGUCCAUCCACACUCUGUUUUUCCGGGAACAUAACCGCCUGGCUCGUGCACUGAAGAGGAUAAACCCACAGUGGGACAGUGAGACACUCUACCAAGAGGCUCGUAAGAUCCAGGGUGCUUACACGCAGAUGUUUGUGUUCAGGGAUUAUCUGCCUCACAUUGUUGGUGAUGAUGUAAUGCGUAAGCAGCUUGGUCGUUACCCUGGUUACAAUCCCAGCGUGGACCCCAGCGUCUCGAACGUCUUUGCAACUGCAGCUUACCGCUUUGCCCACUUGGCCAUCCAGCCCAAGCUGGCACGUCUGGAUGAAAACUACAGGGAGAACCGACAGUUUCCCAGUGUCCCACUGUUCAAGGCCUUCUUUGCCCCAUGGAGAGUCGUCUUUGAGGGUGGCAUUGACCCUCUGAUCCGUGGUUUGGUUGGUCGUCCUGCUAAACUCAACACUCAGGACCACAUGAUGGUGGACGCCCUGAGGGAGAGGCUGUUCGAGUUCGUCCAGCACCUGGCUCUGGACCUUGGCUCCCUCAACAUGAUCAGAGGACGUGACCAUGGCUUACCUGGAUACAAUGACUGGCGCAGGUUCUGUGGCCUGUCUCAGCCCAGUAACCAGGCAGAGCUGGCUCAGGUCCUCAACAACACCGACCUGGCGCGCAGGCUUCUGGAGCUCUACGGCACACCGGCCAACAUUGACGUCUGGCUGGGAGGCGUAGCAGAGCCAUUUGUCCGUGGGGGUCGAGUGGGCCCACUGUUUGCCUGCCUUAUUGCAACCCAGUUCCAGAGGAUCCGCCAGGGUGACAGACUUUGGUGGGAAAACCCUGGGGUCUUCACUCCACAACAGAGAGCUGCUCUCUCAAAGGUUACCAUCUCCCGAAUCAUCUGCGACAACACUGGCAUCAGGGCUGUUCCCAGGGAUGCAUUCAACAUUGCCUCCAGGGGCAACCGGCUCACCAACUGCUCCAACAUCCGAAGUCUGAACCUGUCAGCCUGGAGGGAGCCUCGUCCCUGCUCUAACAACUCAGGCCCGGGUGGUAGCUGUGUUAAGGAUGUGAUCCAGCAGACCGAGCCGGAUCACCAGGACCAAGAGGACCUCGAGGCCCUCGAGGCUUUCCUGGAAGACGUGGACAACGAGGUCCCAGAGGUCUAAGAGGCCCUCCUGGACCACCAGCAUCCAUCACUAAUGCCACCCAGCCACUCUCUGCUUUCUCUGUCCGUCUGGGAAAGUACAAUCCGUCCUAUACAAAAACCAUCCAUUUCACUCUGGUCAUAUACAACAAACAGAACCACUAUAACACGGG
Molecule: messenger RNA, 2538 nt
Organism: Sphaeramia orbicularis (orbiculate cardinalfish)
Lineage: Eukaryota; Metazoa; Chordata; Actinopteri; Kurtiformes; Apogonidae
Gene: mpx
Product: myeloid-specific peroxidase
Exons: 16
Coding region: 48-2387 (779 amino acids)
Biological process (GO): response to oxidative stress
Molecular function (GO): peroxidase activity; heme binding
Source: RefSeq, a predicted model, not a curated record